UUUCAGAGAAAGGAAGAAGAUUAUGCUGAGCUAAAAGAGAAACUGGUUGAUGCCAAAAAGCAAAUUGAACAAGUACAGAAAGAGGUAUCUGUAAUGCGCGAUGAGGAGAAAUUACAGAGGCUUAAGAUUAAUGAACUGGAGAAAAAGAAAAACCAGUAUUCACAGGAAAUAGAUAUGAAACAACGAACUAUUCAACAACUCAAGGAACAGUUAAGUAUUCAGAAAAUGGAAGACACCAGACAACAAUAUGAGGAAAUGUGCAAAGAACUAAAUAUUAAAGAGAAAAUUAUUAACGACAUGCGAAUGACACUGGCAGAACAAGAGCAAACUCAAGUAGAACAAGACCAGGUACUGGAAGCUAGAUUAGAAGAAGCUAAUUGGCUGACCACAGAAUUGGAAAAAUGGAAGGAAAAAUGCAAAGACCUAGAAACCAAAAAUAAUCAACGGCCAAAUAAUGAUGAGGAUAACUCUGAUGUCCUUAAUAUAAAGCUCUGUAAGCUUCAUGAUGAGUUACAGGAAGCUGAAGAUAAAUAUAAAGCUGACAGAAAGAAAUGGCUAGAAGAAAAAAUGAUGCUUAUAACACAAGCAAAAGAAGCUGAGAAUCUGAGAAACAAAGAGAUGAAGAAGUAUGCUGAAGAUAGAGAGCGUUGUUUAAAGCAACAAACUGAAGUGGAAAUACUGACCUCACAGUUGGCAGAGAAAAAUAAUGACCUUCAAAAAUGGAGAGAAGAGCGGGAUCAGCUGGUUACAGCUUUAGAAAUACAGCUGAAAGCACUGAUCUCCAGUAAUACACAGAAAGAUCAUGAAAUUGAACAACUGAAAAAGUUUACAUCAGAACUUUCUGAAAUAGAAAAACCACCCACAGAUCUCCAGCCUAGACGUAAUAGUUCCACAGAACCUGGCAUCACUGAAACUGAAAAUCAGCCGACAAGUUUUGAAAUUCCUAGGAGUGCAUCAGAGGAUGGAUCUUUAGUUCUCGAUUCAUGUGAAGUAUCAACAGAAAAUGAACCCAGUACUCGAUUUCCAAAACCUGAAUUAGAGAUUCAGUUUACACCUUUACAGCCAAACAAAAUGGCAGUGAAACAUCCUGGUUGUGCCACACCAGUGACAGUUAAGAUUUCCAAGGCUCGAAAGAGGAAGAGUAGCGAAAUGGAUGAGGACUUGGUGAAAUGUGAAAAUAAAAAGAACGCUACACCUAAGUUCCUAGGAAUUCCUAGAAAUUCUCCUGUCAAAAAGGAACAAAAGGUUUCCAUGCGUCCAUCGUCUAAGAAAACAUAUUCUUUACGGAGUCAGGCACCCUCAGUUAGUGUAAACUUAUCCACUAAGAAAAAAGAAGGAACACUACAGAAAUUUGGAGACUUCUUACAACACUCUCCAACAAUUCUUCAGUCAAAAGCAAAGAAGAUAAUAGAAACAAUGAGUUCGCCAAAGCUCUCAAAUGUAGAAGCAAGUAAAGAAAAUAUGUCUCAACCAAAAAGAACCAAAAGGAAAUUGUACACAAAUGAAAUUUCAUCUCCUAUUGAUAUUUCUGGCCAAGUGAUUUUCAUGGAGCAGAAAGUAAAGGAGAGUGAUCACCAGAUUCUCAAACGACGACUUCGAACAAGAAUAGCCAAAUAACAAACUUUUGGGGCAAUGUCUUAUGUAAAUUUCAUAAUCAUAAUGACUGUAACUUGUAAUAUACAGAUAACUAUAUUAUGAUACAUUUGAUCCCUCUGUACAGAAAUUGUUUUAUAUAGCCUAAUUUUAAUUCAAUAAA
Molecule: messenger RNA, 1756 nt
Organism: Dipodomys spectabilis (banner-tailed kangaroo rat)
Lineage: Eukaryota; Metazoa; Chordata; Mammalia; Rodentia; Heteromyidae
Product: kinesin-like protein KIF20B
Exons: 1
Source: RefSeq, a predicted model, not a curated record